AUUAGGUCAUUUCCGCGGUGGAAACAAUGGUGGAACGCAGAGAUUUGUAAGGAAAGCCAACAUUACACCCGUCCCUAAUACAUUCGAUUUAGUUUUAAAUAGUGCCACUAUUGCGCCCAAUCAUGGCCAAUAAUAAUAUCAUCUUUACACCCUUUUUACCACUUAAGAAGAAACCCGAUCGAGAUUCUGAGUGGAGAAAAUUAAAGGACAAAUCCAGAAAUCGGAUUAAUAUCGGAGAAGCUUUUACCAGAUGGAGGAACCUCAAGGAGGAGAAAUCUAUGCCUACAGAUGCCGAAGUGGCUUUGUUUUUGCUUGACAGGUUAGCUGCCCCCCCUCCACAACCUGCUGCCCUCCCUCUCUCCCCCGACGAUAUCAUUGUGAACAUUGAAUGCCUGCUGCAGCUGUUUCAGCGGUGUGAGCAGUGCAGGCGUGAGAGUGUGAUCCAGACGCAGGGAGACAGGAUGUGCCUCUCUGUGACCCAACACUGCCAGAGCUGCAACCACCGCAGGACAUGGGCAAGCAACGCAUCUACUGUCCAGACAAUGCACAAAGGAAAUGGAGAAGAGCCACAGAAUAUUCAGGUUGACAUGCAGGUGGCCCUGCCGUCUGAGGACACAGAUGGAUCCUUGCCAUCUGUGAACCGAGAUGGAGACUUGCCAUCGGAGAACAGAGAUGAGGCUCUGGAUCUGACUGGCUCUUUGGAGAUGGAGGUGACUGUAGACCAGCCACCAAGACCAGGGGGAAGUGGCACGUCCCUGGUGAAGGGAAAAAAUGAGGGGAACAAAGGAACAGAGCAGAGAAAGAAAGUGACUAAGGUGGUGUUGGACAGUGAGAUGGACAGUGCACGAAGCCAGGAGGACAAUGGCCUGUCCUCGCAGGAGAAUGAGGAAGGAGAGGAGAGAAAGGGAAAGGGAAAGCCCCUAGGUGGUGAACAACAGGAGAAUGGUGCUGAGCAGCGGGCCUCUAUUGAGGUGACAAUAUACUCUAUAGAGCUUGAGGACUCUGAAAGCCCAACCUCUCAGAUAGACAAAGAAGAGAAGAAGCAGGUGGCUGCAGAUGGGUUUGAGGUGGAGGGUGAUGUGUGUGAGAUGGAGGGUGAAGAGACAGAUGAGGAAGAUAGACAGACAGAGAGUGACUCUGAAUUUGACCCAGAAGAUGAGGAAGAGGGACUGAGAGAGAGUGACUCUGAAUUUGACCCAGAAGAGGAGAAAUCAACGAGUAGUAGAGGGAGAGGGAGAGGCAGGGGAAGAGGCAGGGGAAGAGGCAGGGGAAGAGGUAGGGGAAGGGGUAGUGGGAAAGGGAGAAGCAGAGGAAGGCAAUUGCAGCAGCCUACAGGGGCAACUGGUUUGGAUGAGUCUGCUGAAGACUCUGAUGGAUCACCUUUAUCAUCACCCCAGAGAGACCAGCAGGACCAGGAGUCGUUCAGCGGUGUCGCUGGAGAACUGGGCUCCGGGGACAGUGCCAGCAUCCGGCAGAAAUUCAAAUACUCUAAAAAACACCACAUGGUCCUCUGUCCUGAAUGUGGCGUCCUGUACACCACCAGGCUGAAACACCAUAAGUGUGAACACAAGUUCAUGGUCCGCUGUCCAGACUGUGGCCAGGGUUGUGCGAGUGAACUGGGCCUCAAGCAGCACCGGAGGCUUCACCGUCAGGACCUUAAGUUUCCCUGUAAGUUCUGCCUCCAAUCCUUCAGGACGCGGCCGGACAAGCUGACCCACGAGAAGACCCACAGAUUCAAAAGAUUAAAAGGUCACAGAUGCUACAGCUGCUCAGAGUGCCCACUGAGCUUUGACAACAUCCUCAUACGGAAUCGCCAUCUCAGAGAGCACGAGUCCAAGAGACACAUCUGUCACACAUGUUACAAGGAAUUCAACAAAGGUCACCUCCUGGAGAGGCACGCGCUGUCCCACAGUGACGACAAGCCCUUCAAGUGCCAGGUGUGCCAGCGUGCCUUUGCCCAGCUCAGCCAGCUGAAGUCCCACCUGCGCGUCCACACUGGGGAGAGGCCCUUCCAAUGCCAGCGCUGCGACAAGAGCUUCAAUCACAACGUCAGCCUCAAGAACCACGUCAGACGCUACCACAGCCCAGACUCAGGGCUGGACCCUGAUGGAGGCACAGAAGUUGGGGGACAGGGGGGGAGGAGGGAAACAGAUGGCAGGACUGGGCAGGAGGGAGGGGAGGUUGGACAGAGGAAGCCUCGGCAGCAGGUAGAGCUUACCUUUAUGACUGAGUGGGAGAUGUGGGCAGGAGGAGAGGGAGCAAAGAGAGUGGAGGAGAAACAGAGGAAGACGAAACGCCAGUGCAAUGAUGAUCCUGAAGAGGAGGAGGAGAGACAGCGAGAGAGUGACUCUGACUUUGACCCAGAGGAAGAGAAGAAGAUGGGGGGGAGUAGUAAAGGGAGGGGGCCAGGGAGAGGAGGUGGGAGAGGAAGUGGAGGGAGUCACUAGCAGAGGCCUACAGGAGAGACUUCUGCAGGCACUGAUGUUGGAGAGAUGGGGGGACAGAGAGACAAAGGCUGUAUUCAUUAGUGCACACUGUAGCAAAACAUUUUGUAACUGAAAAUGAAAACAAGCGUUUGUUAUUGGACAAGUUCAGGCACUGCCUCGCCGUUUUGGCCCGUUUGCUUUUGAUUUGUUCUUAGUGAAUAUGACUUUAAAAAAGAAACAUUUAUUUAACUAGGCAAGUCAGUUAAGAACAAAUUCUUAUUUACAAUGACGGCCUACCCCAGCCAAACCCUAACAACACUGUGGGACUCCCAAUCAUAGCCGGUUGUGAUACAGCCUGGAAUCGAACCAGGGUCUAUAGUGACACCUCUAGCACUGAGAUGCAGUGCCUUAGACCGCUGCUUCACUCGGGAGCCCCAAGACUAAGAGCAGGAAACAUCUCCUGGCACUAGAAUUUGUUAUCCUCGUGUUCUGUCUUUAAACUUAGAACUUUUCCGGAUUCCCAGAACCUGAUUGACAAUUGCAUCAUCUGUAUCUGGGUAUAUAUAUAUAUAUAUAUAUAUAUAUAUAUAUAUAUAUAUAUAUAUAUAUAUAUAUAUAUAUAUAUAUAUUAAUAUAAUAUAGCACAGUUCUGGUAAAAACAAUGUUCAUUAAAUGCAUUGGGUUACCUUAAAAUGAAGCUGGUUGAGAGAAUGCUAAGAGUGCAAAGCUGUCAUCAAGGCAAAUAGUGGCUACUUUGAAGAAUCUAAAAUAUAUUUAGAUUUAUUACUCUUUUUUUGGUUACUACAUGAUUCCAUAUGUGUUAUUUCAUAGUUUUGAUGUCUUCACUAUUAUUCUACAAUGUAGAAAAUAGUGCAAAUAAAGAAAAACCCUUGAAUUAGAAGUUGUCCCAACUUUUCAAUGGUACUGUACAGUAUCAGUCAAAAGUUUGGACACACCUACACAGUUAUGGUUCAACACAUUGCACAUUAAAUGUGUAACGUUGCCCUAAAA
Messenger RNA from Salvelinus fontinalis (brook trout), 3437 nucleotides. RefSeq names its product zinc finger and SCAN domain-containing protein 2-like. Bases 123 to 2447 code for a protein of 774 amino acids. NCBI's taxonomy places the organism in Eukaryota, Metazoa, Chordata, Actinopteri, Salmoniformes, Salmonidae. Gene Ontology annotation, molecular function: DNA-binding transcription factor activity, RNA polymerase II-specific; RNA polymerase II cis-regulatory region sequence-specific DNA binding. The record is from RefSeq and is a predicted model, not a curated record. The transcript is spliced from 4 exons. Gene Ontology annotation, biological process: regulation of DNA-templated transcription.